CGAUUAUGAACUCCCAAGAUGCUCUCCCCCUGGCUGUAACCUUUCCGCUUCCAUUCCGCGUCCUCUUCCUUGUUGGUCUCGGUAUCCUCGGCUGGGCAACCAACCUACACGGCCUCCAACGCCAGCGCAUUGACGCACCCAACGUGCUAGAGCUCUCAGGAAGCCCGUAUAUUCCCCUACGCACAUCUGCACCGCACUCCCCCACCCUCAACUCCACGUUCUACUCGCCCAUAUACCGUCUGUUCGUUAAGUACUCGGCAUGGUGCUUCUUCACAUGGGUCAUGUACAGGCUUGCGACGCGUUCUAACGUGUAUCUGGUCGAUGUGUUCUCGUAUAUCCCUGCUAUAUGCGCUCUGGUUGUGCUCACAGUGCUCAUAUGUCCUUACGAUGUGCUCCAAAAGCGCGAACGCGAUGCCUUCCUGUCAGCGAUCAGACGGUGCAUACUCCCAGACGCAGACAAAGGGAUAUACUUCGCGGAUGUCGUGUUCGCGGAUGUGCUCACAUCAUACGCCAAAGUUCUGGGUGACGUCUGGCUGUCAAUAUGCAUGCUAUUUCCGGGAGAAAGCAUGCUACUUGUCCCAUCGCAAGAGGGGUGGAAGCAUUGGAUGCUUCCGUGUCUUAUGAGCCUACCAUAUUUUAUCCGGCUGCGCCAAUGUCUAAUUGAAUAUCUUGCUUCCAAUAAAACGAAUAAACGUCCUCUCUGGAACGCCUUGAAAUACGCAUCUUCGUUUCCAGUUAUCUUUCUGUCUGCAGCCCAACGGAUUGUUGCUGCAGACAUCGCGGCUCAAGGAGAUGAGCUUGCAGAAGAGGCAUGGCAUGGUCAACACCCUCUAUUCAGACUCUGGCUCUUGGCUGCUGCUGUAAAUUCCUUGUACUCCUUCUGGUGGGACGUGACGAACGAUUGGGGCCUCGACCUCUUGAAGAUGCAAGUCACCAAUCCACGAAGCCGUGCGCCUCGACCAUUGGUCUUGCCAACUUUACACUCGAAAUCAUCCUCGAUCAGCCGGGGAGGGCCCCUGUCGCCUACCUUGGACGAUGCGCCCGGCAGCCCAGAGUCGACUCAGUCCUUCCAAUCUUUACAGGAAUUCCAGAAUGGAUCGUCCCGCCCUUAUCCAUACGGCCUACGAUCUGUGUUGUUGUACUCCUUACCCGUUUACCCCCUCAUGAUCUUCUUUGAUCUCGUCCUACGGCUUACGUGGUCUGUCAAGCUUUCAAGCCACCUGCACUCAGAAUCCGAAGGAAGUGGGGUCAUCUUUUUGGUUGAAGUAGCGGAGAUUGUGCGUCGAUGGAUGUGGGUAUUCCUGCGCGUCGAAUGGGAGGUCGUGAAGAAGACAGCGUGAAUUCUUUGAUCCGCUCGCGAAGCGCGAGGCACAGAAUAUCGCCGCGAGUGUUACUUCUUCAACACUAGAGAUUCUGGCCGGCCGGAAGCGACGAAAACACUACGAUAGCUGCCUACUUACAAUUAGUGUUUGUCAUGGACAAUCAUAUAG
Molecule: messenger RNA, 1490 nt
Organism: Coniophora puteana RWD-64-598 SS2
Lineage: Eukaryota; Fungi; Basidiomycota; Agaricomycetes; Boletales; Coniophoraceae
Product: EXS-domain-containing protein
Exons: 4
Coding region: 6-1340 (444 amino acids)
Cellular component (GO): cytoplasm; membrane
Source: RefSeq, a predicted model, not a curated record